GUUUAGAGGCAAAUCACAAUACACUCUAACCAGAGUCUAUCGGGAGGCAUUUACGAUCUGUUGAGGGGAAACCUAAGCCCAGAAAGAUUAAUCUUUUCCUAUUUACGAGCUCAGGAGGGGCACAGGCGCGGCCUUUCUUCUCUACUCAAUCUUUGGUGGAUAUCACCAAGGGGCGCCGAAUAUAUACUUAGUUUAGAAUUACUAGACCAUUUUAAAGAUGUAGCAGAUUUGGAAAAAUGCGCCAAACUCUCCUUGCAUUAUUAUUUAGAUCGACUACGCAUUUUAUAAAAUUAUAAACAUUUUUUUGAGUA
Messenger RNA from Closterium sp. NIES-67, 311 nucleotides. Lineage: Eukaryota; Viridiplantae; Streptophyta; Zygnematophyceae; Desmidiales; Closteriaceae. The record is from the annotation of a GenBank genome assembly.